Messenger RNA from Bacidia gigantensis, 597 nucleotides. RefSeq lists its product as uncharacterized. The transcript is spliced from 2 exons. The record is from RefSeq and is a predicted model, not a curated record. Lineage: Eukaryota; Fungi; Ascomycota; Lecanoromycetes; Lecanorales; Ramalinaceae. The coding region runs from base 1 to 597 and encodes 198 amino acids.
AUGCCCCCGGCAAAUUUCACAGAUCUUCCUCUAGAGAUACGUGUGAUGAUCUACGAAUUGAUCCUUCCAAGCUCCGGAAAACCACCAUCGUCAAUCAUUGUUGGGCCCGCGAAACACGCAGGCGUACCUUUACGAACCACCGGCCAACAUGCUCUACUCGCUAAAAAGGCAUCCACUGCAGACAUUGCGUUUGAAUUCCGAUCAAUAUUCUUCAAGAGGUUUUCUUUCAAAGUCCAAGCAGGUGAAUUAGGUGAUUUUCUGCGCGGAAGAUGCGCUAUCGAUGGUUUCUACGGUGCCUUUCCCGUCAAAACUGUAGUGGAGCAUCUCGUGGUUAUCCUCAACUCGAGCAGUCGAGGGGAGCACCAUCUGAUGAUGUCAUUCCUACCAGACUUCAAAUUUUCAGUCAAAGUACUUGAUGAGCGGCUAAGGAGACUUUGUCGCUUUUCGGAGAAUCUCAUCAUUCGCAGUGGAGAGCUCUGUCAUGGUGUUGCGUUCAAAGGCACACGGGUGCAGGAUUUGGCAGCCACUUUAAGCAAAGCUGCGCAUAUCGACCCAAUCGUUAUGAUAGAUUUGACCGACGAGCCAGAGGACUCAUAA